This is a messenger RNA of Protopolystoma xenopodis, 504 nucleotides long. Lineage: Eukaryota; Metazoa; Platyhelminthes; Monogenea; Polystomatidea; Polystomatidae. The record is from the annotation of a GenBank genome assembly.
AUGGCAUCAAAAUGGCGCCGGUCGCUGGGUGCCGGAGGAGGCGAGUUGUGGUGCGGCUGUAAAAUGUAUGUGCACCCUUUGGACGAGGUCAUCGAAGGAGCAGUCUGCGGUUGGCGCUGGCGUCGAAGCAUCAGCAGGACUCGCUUCGCCUCGGACACCGAAAGGGAAGUUGCCUGCUCGUUCUCCUUCCCGACGGGAUUGUGGCGAGUUCGAGGCCUCGAGACCGCCGGCCACGUCCCAACAUGGCGGUGUUUGGAGUCGGUCGAAACUGACAUCGAAACCGAAACCGAAACCGACACUAACGCCGACAGAAAAGGUGAGAUCAUUCGAGACGAUAAGACUAGGCAGAAGUGGUCCCGCAAAGGGGCAGACAAUUCGUGGCUAGGGCCUGUCGGCCGCCUCCCGUCUCGUCCGAUUCGAGAAGCUGGCCGCAGAUUGUGCUGCGUCGUUAUCGAGUACGUACUUUCUGUGCACGAGCCAAGUGCAACUAAGGCCAGCCAUUAA